CAGGGGCUGGUGAGGACGGAUGCUCGAGCCACCGCGUCCACUGGCUCCGCUUGAAGGAUCCAUAAGCUUCAUGCAGACGGACAUGCCCCUCCUUUGUUGCUUGCCCUGCAGGGUCCGGGGAGAGGGUAUAAAGUAUCCCCUGACCACCCCCUCGGUCCCUGAAUCAGGGGAGAACAAAACUUCAGACUUUCACACGAUCCGACAUGUUAAUACGAGAAUAAACACAAGACCCGAUUUCUAGAGACCGUGAUUGAUACAGCCUGGUGCUGCCUGUCCUUUGCACUAGUCUUUGUUUAUACCAUUCAAUCAGACCAUUCGAUCCUUCAACACCGAACUUAUUCUCUCCCACAACCUCAAAUCUACACUCUACAACAAAUCCUCAAUUCCAUCCACAUAAACCCACCAACAACCGCAAGAUAACCACCAUGGAAGCCCCCCAUUUCUUCCGCCAUGCCUCCCGCCUCACCUCUCCCUCUACCACCACAGUCAACACCCGCAUCCCCCCCAUCGCCCGCCGCACCACCACAACCACCAGCACAUCCUCCUCCGGUGCCUCCACGAUAAUCCCCACGCACAUCGUCCUCCUCUCGCGCAACAAGCUCCAGCGCGAGACCGCGACCAGAAGCCCCGACCUCCGCCGCUGCCUCGCGCACCAGCGCCUCCUGCACCGCUCCAUCGAAGCGGCCCAACAGGCCGUCCGCGCCCAGAUGGCCGCCUUCUCCCUCGAAGACGAGGACGUCAUCGACGAGGAGGAGGAGUUUGAGGAUCCCCGCUCAUACACAAGCUCGCCCGUCGAGACGGCCCCCCCCGUCACUGUGAUCCGCGAACAGAUCACCGGUGCCGUUCGGGCGAUGGUCCGGCGGCGCUCUGCCUCUGCCUCCGCCUCUACAUUUACAUCUACAUCUACAUCUACCAUCAUCCGCCAGGGCGUGAAUCCCGUCAGCGACCGCGACGAGGGCCCCAGACAAGCAUCCGUUGCCGUGGUUGUUGGGAGCACGUCGAUGAUGCGCAAGACCAAGCGAUACACGUCGCGGAUUGUGUUUGGGCGGCGGCGGUGGCCGCUGUACGGGCAUGCGCAUGCGCAGCAGCCCGCGCUGGUUAGCUGA
Aspergillus japonicus CBS 114.51 is the source of this 1106-nucleotide messenger RNA. RefSeq lists its product as uncharacterized. NCBI's taxonomy places the organism in Eukaryota, Fungi, Ascomycota, Eurotiomycetes, Eurotiales, Aspergillaceae. The coding region runs from base 426 to 1106 and encodes 226 amino acids. The record is from RefSeq and is a predicted model, not a curated record. The transcript is spliced from 2 exons.